Messenger RNA from Solanum lycopersicum (tomato), 832 nucleotides. Its product is annotated as 50S ribosomal protein L27. Gene Ontology annotation, molecular function: structural constituent of ribosome. Lineage: Eukaryota; Viridiplantae; Streptophyta; Magnoliopsida; Solanales; Solanaceae. Gene Ontology annotation, cellular component: ribosome. The record is from RefSeq and is marked validated. Gene Ontology annotation, biological process: translation.
UCUUUUUAUCUCGAAGAUUUUGCCAUUGUGGCUCCAUAAUCCCCUCGCGUAUAAAUGGCAGUGAGUUUGAGUCUUGUUUCCUCAUUCAAAGGACUCUCCUUAUCUUCCAAUUCUCUCCUUGGGGUUUCUCUUCCCAUUGCCCCUAAGUUCUCCGUUUCCUUCCCGUUGAAAUCUCCAUUGACAAUUGAGUCUGCACACAAGAAAGGAGCUGGUAGCACUAAGAAUGGUCGAGAUUCUCCUGGACAGAGGCUUGGUGUCAAGAUUUAUGGUGACCAAGUCGCCAAGCCCGGUUCUAUAAUCGUUCGCCAGCGCGGUACAAAGUUCCACCCAGGAAAGAAUGUUGGACUUGGCAAAGAUCACACAAUAUUUUCUUUGAUUGAUGGACUAGUCAAAUUUGAAAAGUUUGGACCUGACAGGAAAAAGAUAAGUGUUUAUCCACGCGAGGUGCAACCUGAAAACCCCAACAGCUAUAGAAACCGAAAGAGAGAGUCCUUCAGAUUACAACGUGAACGUAGAAAGGCACGAAGAGAAGGUGUCAUCCCUGAGCCUCAGUUGAUAGUUGCUUCUGCUGCUGAAUCCUCUGAAGAUAAUCCCAUCACCACUUGCUGAUAAUGGUCUUUCGAUUUUUCAAACAUUCUGUUGUCGUUUUGGUUAUUGCUAGUAGCUACUUGGGAACACAUUUGCAGGCACAUUUUCUAAACUGUGUUUCUGCCAUUGUUGUCUUUUUUUGUUUGUAAAUUGUGUUACUGAAAGCAUGAGUCUUUGUCACAGUUUGUAUGAGUACAGAAUGAAAUGUAUGAUUCAGAAGAUGCAGCUUUGCACAAUAGCACAA